UUUGUGUGAGCAGAGCUGAAUGGAGGCAGCCUCUUCCUGGUGGAUAAACAGUGACAGCUACAGGGCAGCCACCUAGACCCACUACACAGGCUGUGGCGCUGCCCUGGCAAACAACACCAAAAUGGCUUCAGACAGUACACACAUCGCGCAGUUGACUUCUGAACUGUACUUCCUAAUAGCCCGAUUUCUAGAAGCUGGACCGUGUCAAAAAGCAGCCGAGACCCUGAUAAGGGAGGUGGAGGAGAAGGAGCUGCUACCCAUAAGGCUGGACUGGACGGGACAGGAACACCCCGGGACAUACGAAAAUUUGGUGAAGCUAUACCGGCACAUAAGUGCAGACCACCUGCUGCAGGUCUGCUCCAGAGUUUGUCCGCUGCUGGAGAGGGAGGUCCCUGCCAGCGUGCCUGGACUUACCAGCCUAUUGGGGGCCGGCAGGCAGAAUCUCCUCCGCACCAGCAAGAGUUGCAAGCAUGUUGUGUGGAAGGGCUCAGCACUGGCUGCGCUACACUGUGGUCGACCACCGGAGCCACCUAUUAUCUACGGGAGCCCACCAAAUAUUGUCGAGACGAGCUUCGGCCGUCGACUCAACGGCUCCUACCGUCUCCGGCAGCUGGUGCCCACAGCUGUGUACCAGCACAUGAAGAUGCACAAGAGGAUCCUGGGACACCUGUCGUCCGUGUACUGCGUCACCUUCGACAGGACGGGACGACGCAUCUUCACGGGCUCAGACGACUGCCUUGUGAAGAUUUGGGGAACAGAUGACGGGCGUCUGCUGGCGACGCUGCGCGGCCACGCCGCUGAGAUUUCCGACAUGGCCGUCAGCUAUGAGAACACCAUGAUCGCUGCCGGGUCCUGUGACAAGACUAUCAGAGUGUGGUGCUUACAGACCUGUGCCCCUUUGGCCGUCCUGGAAGGACAUGCAGCCUCUAUCACCUCAUUGCAGUUUUCUCCUCUCUGUUGCGGCUCAAAGCGCUACCUGUCCUCCACCGGAGCUGACGGCACCAUCUGCUUCUGGCAGUGGGAUGCACGCACUCUAAAGUUUGGUCAGAGGCCCAGUAAAUUCACAGAGCGUUCCAGGCCUGGCGUCCAGAUGAUCUGCUCCUCCUUUAGCGCAGGUGGUAUGUUCCUGGCCACAGGAAGCACGGAUCACAUCAUCAGGGUGUACUACUUCGGGUCAGGCCAACCAGAGAAGAUCUCCGAGCUUGAGUCCCAUACAGACAAAGUUGACAGCAUCCAAUUUUCACAUUGCAGUGACAGGUUUGUAAGCGGUAGCAGGGAUGGUACAGCACGAAUCUGGCAGCUGCAGCCUCAGGGCUGGAGGAGCAUUCUGCUGGACAUGCAGACCAAAUUACCAGGGAAGUACAACCCUCCUCCGCUGGAAGACAAGGUGACCAAGCUGAAGGUUACAAUGGUAGCAUGGGAUCGCCAUGACGGCACGGUGAUCACAGCGGCCAACAAUCUGACACUGAAGGUGUGGAACUCCACCACCGGCAACCUCGUCCACGUCCUGAUGGGUCACGAGGAUGAGGUGUUUGUUCUGGAGCCACACCCCUUUGAUCCAAGAAUCCUUUUCUCGGCGGGGCAUGAUGGGAAUUGCGUUGUGUGGGACCUGGCCAGAGGAGUCAAGAUCCGCUCCUAUUUCAACAUGAUCGAAGGCCAAGGGCACGGGGCGUUGUUUGACUGCAAAUGUAGUCCAGAUGGGCAGCAUUUUGCAGCCACCGACUCCCAUGGACACCUGCUCAUCUUUGGCUUUGGCUCCAGCAGCAAGUAUGACAAGAUAGCGGACCAGAUGUUUUUUCACACCGACUACCGGCCACUGAUCCGAGAUGCCAACAAUUAUGUGCUGGACGAGCAGACUCAGCAGGCGCCACAUCUGAUGCCCCCUCCUUUUCUUGUGGAUGUGGACGGGAACCCCCACCCUCCUAGAUACCAGCGGCUGGUGCCUGGCAGGGAGGGCUGCAGGGAUGAGCAGCUUAUCCCGCAGAUGGGGGUCACUUCCUCAGGCCUGAACCAAGUGGUGAGUGAGCAGGCGGUGGACGGCUCCAGUCCGCUGGAUACAAUGAUUCAGAGGCUGCAGCAGGAACAGGACCAAAGACUGGGAGCGAAUGACGCCUCUGCUUCUACUGCUGCAAGCACCAGGGCCAGCAGAGGAUCGGUGGGUUCUCCCACAGAGGUGCACUCCCCGCCCAAUGUGGGUCUGCGUCGCAGCGGGCAGAUCGAGGGUGUCCGCCAGAUGCACAGCAACGCCCCACGCAGCCAGAUGGCCACAGAGGGAGACCUGGUGGCCUGGAGCCGCAGGGUGCUGGUCCCUGAGCUGGAGGACGCGUCUGUCAGGAGACAGGUAAACUGGCGUGAGGCUAAAGGGGAGGAGGAGAUCAAUAUUUAUCAGUCAGAAAGGAGGAGACGUACCAUCCACUCUCUCCCUAAGGAGAGCAGGGUUCAUCCGACAUCAGAGUGUGUAGUUGACGAGGGGAGGAGGAGCCAGGGCAACCACGGCUAUCAGACUCGUGCUGCCAUGGAGGAGACGAGCCGCCAGAGCGCAGAGGCUGCUGAUGACGAUGAAAGCACCUCAGAGGGAGAGGUGGAGGUACGGCAAAUCAACGGACAUUCCUCAGAGGAGGAGAAGGAUGAGGAGGAAAAGGAGCCAUGGCCAGAUGACCACAGUAGUUCAAGUGACUACUCCAGCGAUUACUCUGACUGGACAGCAGACGCAGGGAUCAACCUUGAACCGCCAAAGAAGAGCGUGAAAGUGAAAAAGAAAAGCAGCGGCUCUGAGGAAGACGGAGAGAAGAAGAGAGAAGGCAAGAAAGAAAGGAAGAAAGAGAAAGCAGACAAAGAUGGCGCAUUACCAAAGAAGAAGAAGCCAAAGGAGAAGAGGAAGAGGACAGAGUUACAAGAGGAAGGGCUAACUCUGGAGGAGUGGCUUCCCUCUGCCUGGAUCACAGACACGGUCCCCCGCAGAUGUCCUUACAUACCCCAGAUGGGAGACGAGCUAUACUAUUUCAGACAGGGCCAUGAAGCCUAUGUGGAGAUGGCCAAGCAAAAAAAGAUUUUCAGCAUCAAUCCUAAGAAGCAACCCUGGCACAAGAUGGAGCUACGGGAGCAGGAAUUGAUGAAGAUAGUUGGCAUCAAGUAUGAAGUCGGCCUGCCCACACUGUGCUGUCUGAAGCUUUCCUUCCUGGACCCUGACACCGGGAAACUGACCGGAGGGUCCUUCUCCAUGAAAUACCACGACAUGCCUGAUGUAAUCGACUUCCUGAUAUUGCGGCAGCAGUUUGACAAUGCCAGGAAGAGACAGUGGAGUAUAGGUGACAGGUUUCGGUCAGUGAUUGACGAUGCCUGGUGGUUUGGGACCAUUGAGAGCCAGGAGCCCUACCAGCCUCAGUAUCCUGACAGCCUGUUUCAGUGCUACAAUGUCUGCUGGGAUAAUGGAGAUACGGAGAAGAUGAGUCCUUGGGAUAUGGAACCCAUCCCUGAAGAUGCCACGUUCCCCGACGAGUUGGGCACAAGCGUCCCGCUGACAGAAGAAGAACAGAAGGAGCUGCUGUACGUCCCACUGGACGGGGAAUGGGGCUGCCGCAAACGCGCCGACGAGUGCGAACGCAUCAUCAAAGCCAUCGACCAGCUCUGCACGCUCGAUGUAGCAGCGCCAUUUGCCUUUCCAGUGGACCUACAAGCUUACCCCACAUACUGCACAGUAGUGGCCUACGUCACGGACCUCAGCACCAUACGCGAAAGGCUUGUGAACCGCUUCUACAGGCGACUGUCCUCUCUGAUGUGGGAGGUACGUUAUAUUGAACACAAUGCCCAAACAUUCAAUGAGCCUGGGUCGUUCAUUGUCACUACCGCCAAGUUUGUCUCUGACCUCAUGCUGCAAUUCAUUAAGGACCAAAGUAUGACAGACCUCAUGCCCCUCUACAAAACUAUGAAGAAGGCCACCUUCUCUGACUCGGAAGAUGAGGAUGAUGAGGAGGAGGACGAAGAUACUAAUACUCCUGGUACAUCCACACGAAAUCACAAGAGCCGUCGACCCAUGCGGCGGCAACUUCGAACGCGACCUCCUUCAUACGACCCCCAUGCAUGGAGGGGGCGCUGUAAGGAGCUGCUGGAUCUCAUCUUUCAGUGUGAAGACUCGGAGCCCUUCAGAGAACCUGUGGACCUGCAGGAAUACCCGGACUACCUGCAAAUAGUCGACUCACCGAUGGACUUUGGCACCGUCCUCAACACGCUAACAGAAGGAAAGUACCAGUCCCCCAUUGAGCUCUGCAAAGAUAUCCGACUCAUUUUCAGCAAUUCCAAAGCCUACACGCCCAGCAAGAAGUCUCGGAUCUACAGUAUGAGUCUGAGGCUCUCAGCACUGUUUGAGGAGCAUGUCAGCUCCAUCCUGGCCGACUACAAGGCCAUCCACGGCCUGACUGAUAAACUGACCAGACAGGGCACGGACAGACAGACGCGACACACUACGGACAGACAGACACGACACGCCAUGAAGAGGAGGAGGAGGAGGAGCGAAUCUCUAGCCAGCAGCACUGCAUCCAGUCCAGAGAGGAAGAGACGGGUAUCGUCCAGGGUGACCGGAAAAAGGGAGCCGUCACCACCUCCUUCGCGACCCUCCUCCCUGAGACAGAGCGUCCCCCUCAAACAGCCCCCUCAGCUGGUGAACGGGAAAGCAGACACACCGGCAGCAGGGCGUACGCGAAGUGCAGCACGCCAUUCCACGUACACGCCGCCCUCCUUGUCCUCCUCACAAACCGCAAGCAACACACAGAGCACAGCAGAGUCUACUCGCUCACUGAGGGCUCAUAACUCUGUGUCAGCAUCAGCGCCACCAGCUCCUGAAAAGGUGGCACCCUCUCCAGCCCCAGAAAGUAGCAGUGGAGGAAGCACCCGGAGGAAACUCAGGACUCCUGUACGACACACACCUGGCUCUCCUGCCAGCCCUUCAUCUCAGAGCACAGUCCACCUGAAUGGCCACAGCAGUCAUGUGACCCUGGGUGUGGGGAAGAGGGGACGGAAAUCCAGAGUGGACCCACCAGUGAGUCCUCCAGAAGUUGCGACUCCAGGGAGCCCUUCCAGACCCCGAGGCCGCCCUCCUGGCAAGAAGAGAGGCAGGAAGAGCAAACAGGAGCUGGAGGACAUGAGAAGGAGCGGCAACCGCAGGAGCUCCACCCCUAACGAUGAGCUUGACCAAUCGACAGGGGACGAAGGCGGGAUGUCUUCCACGCAGGAAACAUCUGUGCUGUCGGAUUCGGGCAUGACAUCGACGCCUAGACGGCGAGGCCGGCCCCGGGUGGUGAGAACCGAUGACGCCACUCCUCCCGCGGAGUCACCUGAGCCCUCGCCACUGAGGAGGAGCAGCAGGAGAGCCAAUGAGGAGCUCACGCCUCCUCCCCAGACUACUCCUCAGCGAUCCAAUCGGAAGGAAUCUCCAAAGGAGGAGGCAGGGGAGGAGGCAGGUGGGUCGAUGCGCACACGUAACCAGGGACGGCGAUCUGCCUGGUACGUCGAGGAGGACUCUGAGGAGGAGCAGAGGCAGCUGCUGUUUGAGGACUCAUCAAUCACCUUUGGCACCUCCUCUAAGGGACGUGUCCGCAAGCUCACAGAAAAGGCCAAAGCCAACCUGAUAGGCUGGUAACGGUGACAACAGAGCAGACACAGGGUGUGAGGAGGAGGCUGACUGCCUUGACGGAGAAGAAAUCUGGCUGAGAUUUCUUAGCUAAUGCGUUGGAGGAGUAGGGGGGCCGAGCUGGGAAAGUCAUGCUUGGUGUUGUAUGCAUUUGUGUGCGUGUGUUUGUGUGUGUGUGUGUGUGUGUGUGUGUGUGUCUGGGGAGCUGCUAGUCCAGCUGCUGCUAUUCAAAGCUGUGGCUACGGAGAGACACAACAGCGCAGUUACCUGUCCACUCCUCCUUCUUCUUGGCCCAGUAAGCACAUCGCCACGCCAACCGAUGGCUUUCUGACAACGCAUGUUCAUUUGUCCCAACUCCUCUCACGUUAUUGGUCCAUGUUGGAUCCCACAGGAGCUCGUGGACUCCGAUGCUGGUGGUCUUGUGACUCGCUCCUUUUUUCUGGUGAACCUACUCUUCACCACCUUAAACACUGUUGGCGUCAGACCGGGCAAAACAGUAGUUUUAGUACUUGAAAAAAUCAUGAGGAGAGCUGGAUGUAUCUUUACUCACUCUUACUAUUUUUGAGGACUUCUCAAGUGUCUCUGACUUGAUGGCCUACGACAGAUUAGAGACCACUGGCCUGCCCCCCCCCCCCCCCCCCUUCAUUGUUCCUGAUCUUUUUUUAUACGACCCCCUCUGUGCUUUUUCUAAGAUUUGUACAUGAUGAUCGGCUCUCUGUUUUGGAAGUCUUACAUAUUGGCUGACCUGAGCGUGUCUGUCUGCGCUAAUAUACCAAAUGGUGUACCUUUUGUUGGUACUGUAGAUCUGUAGGUUUUGUUUACUGUUGGUGUGUGUGGGUGUUUUUGUUUUUGCAUGUUAAUAAGAACGAAAAAGCAUCUUUUUUCCCUAGAAGCUGUUUUUACUGUGAGGAGGAGAAAAAGGACGUUUGGGUGAAAGGGGUCAUUACUGUGUCUAGACAGAUCAUGUUUCAAUGCGUACUCAACAUUAGCAAUACCUUGUGCCUUUAUGUCUAUGGUGUGUAUGUGUGCGUGUGUGCAUGUGUAUGUAUGUAAGUGUGCUUGGCCUCUGCCCUGCAAAGUACAUGUGCCUGUAUGUGUACGAACUAAGUUUUGACUCUGCGAGCGUGUGUAAUUGAAGGAGUGUGUGUGUUUUUAUAACACAACUGAGUGCGUCAUUCACUUUCAGCGUACAAACAGUGGCAUACAGUUUGAUCGUUGUGAAACCUCUCAAAGAAAUGUAUUUAUAGCAGUUGAAAAAAGACUUUACUGUUGUUGUAAAACCAUUAUUCAUGUCAAUAUAUUAUCCUAUAACCAACCUAUCGUCAGUUUAUACCUAAGGUACAGCCAGUGGAGCUUUGGGUGACUAGCUUUGAGAUGCACUUACCACAGACCAGUUAUCAAUGCAGUCGUAGGGAGUAACCCUGUGUAUUUUAAAAUUGGUAACAUAUAAAAAUGAACUUUUUAAAUGUUGAUAUGUUUCUAUGGUGACCACACACAAACACACACACUCAAUUCUGUCUCGCAUGUUCUAGCACUUUCUCAUGCCUGGAGCAAACAGGAUCGAGCCAGAUCAAACUGGAUCGGACUCAAUUUGGACAGAAAGCCGAGAGAGACAAGUCUUGUAUUCAUCUUUCUGAUCGUGUGCCUUCGCUACUCUGGCAUAUUGAAUCCUUGGUUUCUGCUUUUGGGGCCUUUUUUCCUCUUUCUAAUAUAUUUUUUUGGACUUCCUGGUUCUGCUCGCCGCUGGGUUCAGAGAACUGGACUUUGGGGACUGGACUGGACCUCUCAUACAAGAGAGAGAGAAAAUACUGAAAAAUGAAUAAUCUGACUGGAGACAAACACAUUAUGUCACUCUCUCUCUCUGUAAACACAACUAAAUGGACUGUUUUUAUAAAGAUGCCGGCCUCCACUUUUGAUAUAUCUGUUUUCGCCCCAGCACAGAGCAGGUGAAAGCCAAAAUCAGCCACUUUGUGUUGUGGGUUCGACUGGGCAGAACUGGACGGUAGCAUCUAUAUACACCUGGUUCAUUUCAUCGGUCUGUCACAUAUUAUCGAACAUAUAUUUCAUCUGUUUAUCAUUGUUUUUUUGUUAUGGAUUUGUCAAUGCCAAAUUCUGUCUAUCGGCACUGAAGUUUUAGAACAUGGCUUUUGAAUGUGUUUAUUUUCCGAAGCAGUUUUAUUGUCUCCACAGUGAGUUUUCUGUCUGUGUCCCUGCCAUACAGAACAGUAUUUCAGUGGCUAGAUCUGUGGCGUUAGAACGGUGUCAUAUUACUCCCCGCACUUGAGGAUACAACAACUUCUUUUUCAGUCAGUCUGUCUUAUAUUUUACUUCACAAAAUAUUUGUUUAUAUUGUGUAUAUGGAGAGUUUUAUCACAGAUUGAGACAGCCUGAAACACUGACACCUUCCAUUCAUAAAUGACUGUUGGCAUGAAAAUAAAUGUUAUUGUUGGGGUCCUGUUAAAGAUAGGAAGAUAAAGAUUUUUGCCCACAAAACAAUAUAUUUUAUGGGCAAAGAAACUCUUCAUAGGCACAUAAAGGUAAGGGAUUUGUUUUCUAUCUCAAUCACAAAUAGUCGUAUUUACGUAUACGCACAGGUUAUCAUCAGAGUAUUUUAGACCCAGGCUUUUCAAACCUAAGAUAUGAGCUCACUCUUAAACACAAUGUUUACUUGAGCCAACUUAAAAACACAAUACUUAGGAAUCCCAAAUGUUUGCCGGAUUUUAGCAUGGAAUCAGGACUGGCUAACCUUGCCCUUGGCCUGGGGAUCGGCAGGGAUGUGCGUUACUUUCCGUUUGAUUUCCCAAUGAAAAGUAGUCAAAGUGGGAAUGCAGAUGUUAUAUCAAAGGAGACAUCAAACUUGUUUAUUCUACCCCCCACCCCCCAUCAGAUCACCCACACUACCUGUAUUUAUCAAACCUGUCAAAGUAAAAGAACUGAUAUCGUAUUGCUGGUCAGGUUACCUUAAAACCUCUAAUGAUUUCAAAGGGGCCUUAAAAUCAAGCCGCCACUUCAUAAGCAAGAAUUGGUGUGUUCAUUAAUUUCCACAGUUCUUUACAGUGUGGAUUUCACUAUGUUUUAGGAUUUAAGUUCACGUUCUUUUAUUGGGGAAAAGUUCAAAAUGCUGACUCAGCAGUUCAGAUCAGCUCUCUUACUUAACAUGGCCCGCACUGCAUUUUGGAACUCAUGUACACACACAUUUGCCACAGGCCUGUGCUAAUGUGUGGCAGAGUUGUGCUGUCUGUGGCCUCUGACAAGGUGUUUGAUCAGAGGUUAAAGGUCACAGUGUGUGUAUCUGUGUUUGUGUGAAGUGGCUGCAUGUGAGCCACCAGGAAGCCUUGUUGGGACGUUUUAAGGGGGGGGCGUGGGAUGAGAAAGAAACUGAACGGGAAGGGGAAAGGGGUGUUUCAUGUAAACUGAUUUGAAGAGGAUGUCUUUGUUAGUUUGGAUACUUUUUAUAUAUAAAGGAAUUAAUGCAAAAAAGAAACAUAUGGCUAGAAUGUAUGUGUAGGGGAGUACUGCUGUCCUGUUAGUUCAUACCAAUAUUUUAAGUAAAUAAACAGUUGUGUUUCCAUAUCCA
Messenger RNA from Micropterus salmoides (largemouth bass), 9203 nucleotides. It is a transcript of the gene phip, whose product is annotated as pleckstrin homology domain interacting protein. Gene Ontology annotation, biological process: regulation of transcription by RNA polymerase II; cytoskeleton organization; regulation of cell shape. Gene Ontology annotation, cellular component: nucleus. Gene Ontology annotation, molecular function: protein binding. NCBI's taxonomy places the organism in Eukaryota, Metazoa, Chordata, Actinopteri, Centrarchiformes, Centrarchidae. Bases 122 to 5635 code for a protein of 1837 amino acids. The record is from RefSeq and is a predicted model, not a curated record. The transcript is spliced from 40 exons.